Messenger RNA from Alosa sapidissima (American shad), 3819 nucleotides. Its product is annotated as serine/arginine-rich splicing factor 2-like. Gene Ontology annotation, molecular function: RNA binding. Bases 249 to 902 code for a protein of 217 amino acids. Lineage: Eukaryota; Metazoa; Chordata; Actinopteri; Clupeiformes; Clupeidae. The record is from RefSeq and is a predicted model, not a curated record. The transcript is spliced from 2 exons.
GCCCAACCCCCUCCUUUAGAGCCCGCCAUUUUGUGAAUGGAGCAGCUAGCUAGUUAGCUCGUUGUCUUGCCUUAUUUGUACCUGCAGAAUACUUCAGACAGCUGCUUACAGUAGACGGGUGUACUUCGCUAUUUUAUUAUUACAUUUUAUAAUAAUAAAACCCAUUUUAUUGGUAGCGAGGCUACGUAACCUUAUUAAUCCGAUCAUUUAGCCAUCUUCAUCUAGCCUACUUUGUAAAGUUUGUAAACAUGAGUUACAGUUAUGGCAGACCGCCGCCCGCAAUUGAGGGCAUGACUUCACUGAAAGUGGAUAACUUGACGUAUCGUACCUCACCAGAGACUCUUCGCCGUGUCUUCGAGAAGUAUGGGAGAGUCGGAGACGUCUACAUCCCGAGAGACCCCUACAGCAAGGAGAGCAGAGGCUUCGCUUUUGUUCGGUUCCACGAUAAACGGGACGCCGAGGAUGCGAUGGACGCCAUGGAUGGUGCCUUCCUAGACGGCCGCGAGCUGCGGGUUCAGAUGGCCCGUUAUGGAAGACCCCCAGACUCUCACUACGGACGUCGUGGAGGACCUCAAAGAAGGCACAGCGGACGGCGCAGUAGAAGCCCGAGGCGGCGGAGGCGUAGCCGGUCCAGAAGCAGAAGCCGCUCUCGCUCCCGCAGCCGGUCCCGAUACAGCCGCUCGCGCUCCAGAUCCAGAUCCCGGUCCAGGUCUUACUCGCGCUCCCGCUCGCGCUCCAAGUCCCGCUCGCCACGCAGGAGCAAGACCAAGUCCCCCUCGCGCUCCAGGUCCAGAUCCAGGAACCGGUCUCCAGUGUCCAACAAAGGGUCCAAGUCCAGGUCCCGGUCUCGGUCUAGAACUCCUCCGGAGUCGCCGGGAGAGAAUGGGACCGCAUCUCCGUGAAGCGGCGCCACGCUGAAUGUGAGUACAGCCAAGGGUCUGGAGGCCAUGCGGACUCUUGAAACCAUGUGCCCUGAUUUAGUUGGAAAAGAUUAGAGAAUUAAAGUUUAAAAUCUGCACUUCUUUACAUAAUGGGAUUGGGCGAGGGAGGUGUGUUUUUCUAGCCCUCCGACCACCCUGGGACAUUUUGCCUGUAAAAGGCUCAAGUCUAGUGGUUAACCAUUAGCUCUUCCCUAACUGUGGAAACAAAUAGGACCAUUUGGCCUCCCAACUCUUUUCCUGCUUUCUGAAAUUCAAACAUACGGAAUAGUAUCGCCCAAACCAAAGCCAAUUAAGCUCCGUGUUUUUUAUUUUAUUGAUACUGUUGUGUCCACUGUACCACGACGUAUACACAGCAUUAGCCUAUCCCAUCGUAGCCUUAUUUUCUGAGUGUGCGGAUUAAUUCAGCAGAAGCUGCUGGUGUGUGAAUGUCAUUGACAUGUGGACUUCUCUCCUCCAAGCUGGUGUCUGUCUGUUCGUGAGUGAGAGGAGAGGAGAGGAGUGGAGAGGAGAGGAGAGGAGAGUUGGGGAAGGAGUGAUGGAGUGAUGGAGAGGAGGUGUAAGGGGCAGGUAGAGGGGAGGCUGAGGCACCCCUGCACGAGCACGAGCUUCCGGCUGCUGUUUGGGGGUUACCACGGCGACGCAGCAGCAGGUUGGUCUCGCUCUGUUUGGGGGGCGUGGCGCAGAAGAUGGGCGCCUGACGGGCCGGCCCUCUGAUUGGGCGAUGCCUGCAGGUGAACGGGCGUGGCAUGACGGUGACGUGGUGUGUGAGAAAAAAAGAGGGCAUUGAUCAAAUGGUAACAAAGGUUUGUGUAUUCUGAUACCCCUCCAUCCAACAUGGUAUUGCUCAGUUCUAAUACCCCCCCAACCCCACACACACACACCAAGGUGAGUUGGCAGACUGCUCGACACCCUCAGCUCAACAGCUGAGCAGUUUGAAAGGCGGAACUAUCUACGUAUGGGCGGAGUUAGAAUCAUGACAAAUCAGGAAAUGAGGAGUAGUCUGGGAGACAGGGGACAUGUCCGCAGUGAACAAUCUGAAGGUUUGUUUUGAAUUUCCCCUCGGGGAUCAAUAAAGUAUCUAUUGUCAGAGCAAGCUUGGUCUCUAGCAAGCCUGAAGGUACACUCACUUCACCCCAGGUACCGAAAGGUGGCCUGAUCAGCAAUCAGCAUCAGUAAUGCUCUAAAACGUUAAGUGUAAACUAAUCCAAAAGCUGAUAAUUUCAUUGGUUGAAAAGUCGGCUACAGGUGCUCUCUAAAGACGUGAUGGUAAGACCUUCACACCAAACAUGAGACUUUAUUAAAAGAGCGCUUCUCUACCAAAGAGCGGCGGCAACUCUUAAUGUGGAGGGUGCUGAUUAGACAUUAGUGUAAGAUCCCCAUUUAUAGAUCCCAGUUACACAAGCGACCUUGGGUUUGAGAAAGGCGCUAUAUAAAAUAAACAUAUUAUUAUUAUUAUUAUUAUUAUUAUUAUUAUUAUUAUUAUUAUUAGUAGUAGUAGUAGUAGUAUUUAUUACAUCUGUAAGUCAGCAACGAUCUGUAGACGGUCACAGUCCAACACUAAGCAAUGCAUUCUGGGUAUGUUCUCAUCAAGAACAGGAAGUGACUGCUCCAUACAGUUCCCCUGGACUCAUUAGUGUGGGGGGUUCCAGACUGAUCGGUGUUCUCAGUUGUGUUUCCAUGACAACAGAUACCCCCCCCCCCCUCGCUGGUCUUAAGAGCCUCACUUGGUCUCCUCUCCCCACAGAUGUCUUCAGUGGGGACCCCAACGCCAGCUUCACUGAGGAUCUGACCCUGGCCUCCGCAGCCUUUGGAAGAGAAGCCGUCGCCCGUUCGCAGUCAUGACUGGACUAAAAGGUUACUAUUGUCUUCAACUCAAAGUCUCCUUAUUUGUUUAAAAAAAAAAGAGUGAAAAAAAAAACAACAACAAAAUGUCUGUUUGCUUUGUGUUUUUGUUUUCCAUUUUGCAUUCUGUUCUGUUUGCGUUCUCACAGCUUGGCAGGACUUUUUAUGUUUUAUAAGAGAACUAAGAGAAACUCCCGUGUGAAUGUUGCCAUUCGUUCAGUAGGAUGAGCUUGUGGUACUUUUGAGGUAAAAAUAUAUUCUACAGGAAGGAAACUUUAUAACUUUACCGGCCCUUUUUCUGAGCCUUUAAUGACAUUUAUUAAUAUGUUCCACUGCUGGAGUAUGCUAUCGAAAUGUAGAAGUUUGGCCUAAGACUGAUCUUUAAACAUGGAACCUAAUUCUCUCUCAAGGAUUUCGGAGUUGAUUUUCUUUUUUUUUAAUUAUUUUAUUUUUUUCUGUAAUAAAGUGAUGAAUUGUUUUCUUCCUUUCUAAAGUUGUUGUGUGUCCCUGUUGGCCGUAACCCUGUGGUCUCUAACCCUCCCUUGUGUGUCUGUUUGUGCACUAGGCGUGGGUGAGUAGCAGUUGGUUUGAGUGCUGGUUAGCUGUUAAAGAUGGCGUGUUGCCGUUGCUGUGCAGAGAAAGUGCUUGGCUGGUUUCCAGUUUUCUCCAGAUAUCGCCAGUGGUAACCAUCGCCCUGGUGACUGACCACUGAGUGAAAGUGGGUGCCCGCAAGUGGCCCAAUUUUCUCUUUUUGGUAAUGCAUCACAAAUGUUUGAUAUGCCAUCACACUUGGUUAUUAUUUCAAAAUUAUUAUUCUUAACGGAAACUGGUGCCAUCCUGGCCUGCGAGCAGCGCAGAGAUGCCCGUCUGCACUGUGUGCUCCAGAAGUGCUUCUUCUGUAAAUCAAUCAAUCAUCUGUUUUCAUGAAAUUAAUAAAAAUAAAAAAAAAUAAAAGCAAAUUGGUUUGUGUGUCAACUCACUUAAUGAUAAUUUAAUGAUUAUAUUAAUCAUAAUAAAACCCCAAAACUGUUCAUUG